Penicillium lagena is the source of this 366-nucleotide messenger RNA. RefSeq names its product putative prefoldin subunit 1. The record is from RefSeq and is a predicted model, not a curated record. The coding region runs from base 1 to 366 and encodes 121 amino acids. Gene Ontology annotation, biological process: protein folding. Gene Ontology annotation, cellular component: prefoldin complex; cytoplasm. The transcript has 3 exons. Gene Ontology annotation, molecular function: protein folding chaperone. Lineage: Eukaryota; Fungi; Ascomycota; Eurotiomycetes; Eurotiales; Aspergillaceae.
AUGUCGAUCCCCAACGAAGCUCUCCAGAAACUUCUCCAAGAGAUCGAGGCCCGCGCCAUAGCCUCGCAGCAACAAAUCAGUCUCACCAAGUCCCAAAUGACAGCCAAGCAGCGCGACGUGCGCAUGCUCCAGCUGACAUCGAAAGAGCUGUCCGACUUGCCGGCGGAUACGGGUGUUUAUGAGGGCGUGGGCAAGAUGUUCGUCAACGUCCCCAUCGACGCAGUGAACAAGCGUCUUGCACGUGAGAGCGCCGAGUCUACGGCGGAAAUCACCAAUCUCGAGAAGAAGCUUCACUAUCAUGAGACGACGCAUAAGAAUAGUCGAGAGAAUUUGGAGCAGAUUCUCAAGUCUGGAGGAAGGGCUUGA